AAAAGUCAUGUUAUCAUAAGUGUUGGCAACAUUCGGUGACGUGCGGUACGCUGAGAUCAGCCCGUUGUGAUUGUCAAAGGCUGGUUUACGGUGUAAGGAUACCUAGUUCUUAUUAAAACCCUCGACAAUGUGGCAAGAGGCUCGCAAACAAGAAAAGCAUAUCAAGACCUUGAUGGUCGAUUAUAAGAGGAGAGCAGAGCGAAGGAGAGAUUAUUAUGAGCGCAUUAAACAAGACCCAAUUAAAUUUCUUCGCCUUUUCGGUCGAUCUUCCAAACUUCAUCUGGACUCAGAAGUGACAAAAGCAGCUGAAAACCCUAAUAACAUGAUGCCUUGGAUUGGUGAUCCGUCUAUUAUGAUAGACCGCUUUGAUGUACGUGCUAGUCUGGAACAUUAUGACACUCGAGCAGCUGACGAUAUCAAACUGACUUCAACAGAACGAAUCGAAUCUCGACUAUGUAACUACGAACGUUAUCGAUGCCUUAUUCACAAUGAAUAUGCAUCAGUCACCGAAGCAAUGGCUUUGAAGCAAAUUGAAAUGGAUGAAAAGUAUGGAGAUUUGGAAAAGCGACGUAAAGAGGAAGAAGAGGUUGCUGUCAAAAAAACUCAAGAACCAAAAGCUGCUAUUGGAUUUGUUUAUGAUGAUAGUACGUGUUUUUCUGAAUCGUCCACAACAAAUACCCAACCUUCUGCACCUCAAAAUGAUAGUGAUUCUGAUGAUGAAGCAGAUAGUGACAUGGAUAUUGAUGUUGAAUUAGAUGUUAGCACACUAACAACCGAGGCUCGCCGUCAAUUGGCCAAAUCAGCUGCUACAUACGGUUUGCAUCCAUCCGAUUUUGUACGACUUUUGGAUGCUGACCAACAAUUGGAGACUGAAUUACGGUUAGCUAAAGCUUUGGAAGAGGAAAAAUUGCAAUUAUCUGGUCGUAGAUCUAGACGUUCUAGACGUUUAUUAAGAGAACGUCGAGCUCAAGAGAAAUUUCCACGGUUGCUGACCACAAAGAUUGGUCUUUUGAAUGGACAACCAAUAUCCAGACGAACUGUCUACUUAUCUGCUAGUUCGUCAGAUUCUGGCGAUUAUCCAUCGGAUGUCGAAGAUCAAGAUUUUUCAGGUAUUGUAUACGGAAGUCCUACUUCAAAAGCAGCCACUAUUCGUGCUCAGAGAGCUCGUGCAAAACCGAUUCUUUCGAAUGCUCGUGGACCUGCUGUUCUUAUUGGUGGGAUGACAUCUAUAAGUUUAUGUCGUCGGAACAAUAAACAAUCGGGUCGCAGUUUUGGUUCAAAACAUCGUUCUACACCUGGUCGUAGUUCAAGCAGUAGCGGAGGAAGCGUCCGAGGUCACCGUUCCAGUUCAUCUGAUCGAUCUUACUCUAAUCGAAGAUCACGUGGUGGAUUUCGUCGCCCCAAACACUCUCGUGUAGAAUAUAUUACUACAUUUGGUGAUGAUGAAGACAAUUUUGAUGAUAAGCGAAAUAAUGGUGGGAGUUCACGAUUUGGUUCAAAUAAACAAACAGGAUUAUUUGAUCGAAGUGGAGGUGGUUUAUCAGGUCCAUUCGAUUCUAAACCUCCUGGAUCUGCUGCGUCUGCUGUCGCAGCUUCGGUUGUUUCCAAGCUACUUAGCUCAGGAUCGCAAUCAUCAACAGUUAAGGGUAGAAGUAGUUUUGUCAAUUCCUCUAGUCCAAAAUCCAUCAAAACUGAAUCUCGUGUACGUUCGCCUCCUAGUUUUAGUGAUCGAAGAAAACCUCUACACCCAAGAAGUCGCUACCGCCGUUCCACCUCUCAAUCUCGAUCUAGUAGUCGGCGAUCGCAAAGUUCUCGUGGUAGCAGGAGCCGUAGGAGAUACCAUAGUCGAACGCGGAAUAGUAGCAGUAGCAGAAGUCGUCGAGGUUCCUACAGGAGGUACAGACGUAGUCCGGACCGUUAUCGCUCAAGACGCAGAUCCUCUUCAUCGAGAAGAUCGCGCUCUGAUUCUAGUACUUCAACAGAUAAUCGAAAAUCUAACUAUGAUCGAGUUAGUACGAAUCCUUCUACGAGAUCCUUCAAUCAAAAUGUACUACAUGAAUCAAACACUGUUGUUCAAUCGAAUGCCCAAAAACAACCUUCACCUCCAAUACGCAAGCGAUAUUAUCGUCCUGAAUUAGAAUCUGCCGAUGAAUUGGAAUUGUCAGAUGAAGAGCAAAAUAAUUCAAAAAAAGAAUCAUCCAAAUCUUCUGACGGCAAUUCCGGAAAGCCAUCAAGAAAGUCGGAUUCAAACUCUUAUGGAAAUUUCGCGGGUAAGAUGACGUCCCAACAAUUGGUCACGAACGGUCCUAGUUCAAGCCAUGAUUUAAAAACUCCUGGCAUUGGUGGUGGUGUUGGUGGUGGUUCAACAGUUCGUCCUCUUAUGCCACAAGAAUUAUUGAAACGUCGUGUUCAAUCACAAUUAACUAAGGCUUUCAACGCUGACAAAAAAGCUGAGUUAGAAAAACAAAUUCAAUUGGAACGAGAACGUCAGGCUCGAGAAGAAGGACUUCGUCGACAAGCUCGCCUUCUCAGACGCCAAGAAGAGAAGCGCUUACGUGCUGAACGACGUGCUAUGGCUAUACAGUUAGGAUCGGUUCUUGGAAAUUCGUCCGACGACUCUUCAUCUCAUUCCUCUAGUUCAUCGGGUAGUAGACAUCAUAGUAGUAGUCGUUUUAGGUCUAGACGAUUUCAAGGUUCACCAGUUCGUCGACAAUCAUCAAUGUAUUCGUCUAGUAGUCGGAAAUAUUCUCCCCCUCCUACUCAUUCAACACGCAACCGACCUAGAAUAGAGUCGGAACGAGGACUUUUAGGCAGUCCAAGUCGUACUACAGAUGGUAGACUACCGUCUCCACCAUCUAAUUCAAAUUCAAGUAAUUGCCCCAGAGACACACGUGGUUCUACUGAUCGAAUUCCCCGAUCUAAUAACUCAUUACUUGGUAGUCCUAUGCAAAAUUCUUAUUCCGCUUCAAAAGAUCGUGGAACUGCUUCAUCGUCAUCUCGAUUUAUUGGAUCCAGGGAAGAACAACGACGUUACAACUCCACGCGUCCUUACACAUCAUCAUCGCGUGGUGCAUUUACAAAAAGAUCUGACUGAUAAUAUCGAUGAUCGUUUCAAUAUAUGUUCAAUUGGAUUGAGCACAUUGUUGCCAAAUCAAUCAGAAUAUAAGAAUACUCACUCUCACUCUAUACAUAUAUGUAUAACAGAAAGAUUAUUAACAACGGUGAAUGCAAAUUCACUUUAGAAAUUAUGUUCUUCUUUUGUAAUAAAUUUUGGAAAGAACAAAUGGCGAAACUGUAUAAUCUAACCGUGAUUUAAAUAUUAUUAUUACUAUUGUUAUUAUUAUUAUUAUUCUUGUGUUAUGAUAUUCUACAUUGUUUACAUCAUUGUAUAAAAUAAAAAAAGAAGAGAAAUACGUACAUUCAUCAUUGUCAUCAACAGGAGCAGCACUGUGUUUCUGCCUGUUAAUGACAAACAAACAGUUGAACACAUACAAACCAAUUAUUUAUGAUGCACACACACACACACACAUUUCUAUGUAUAUUCAUUUUCAAAGAAAUAAUAAUUUUC
This is a messenger RNA of Schistosoma turkestanicum, 3568 nucleotides long. The record is from the annotation of a GenBank genome assembly. Lineage: Eukaryota; Metazoa; Platyhelminthes; Trematoda; Strigeidida; Schistosomatidae.